Molecule: messenger RNA, 717 nt
Organism: Alternaria metachromatica
Lineage: Eukaryota; Fungi; Ascomycota; Dothideomycetes; Pleosporales; Pleosporaceae
Exons: 2
Coding region: 1-717 (238 amino acids)
Source: RefSeq, a predicted model, not a curated record
AUGUCGGGUAACGACCGCCAAGCUAUGGAGCAGGAGCGAUUAGCAAGACAAGGCAAGCGAAAGCGAGAGCCCUCACCUGUGCCGGCCUCGAACCUUGAACUGUUCAAUCCUUUGGAAGGGCAGGAUGAUGCGUGGCAGCUAGGCGAGCCUGUUGAUGACUUUGUCAGGCGACUUCCUCCAUAUACAACCUCCAUCUCUACAUGUCCCUGGAUCUGGGCUGCUAAUCCGUAUCGCAACCCUCGCGACAAGUCACCUUCGCCACGUGUUCAAGACUUUACAUCGCGUGGCACGGAGUUGCUUCAACAGUCGCUCCAGACCCGCCGCGACAUCCAGAAAGAAGGCGCGAAGGGGCCUAGGGGUAUGGUCACUAAACAGCUCCUCCAAGAGAGCAAAGCUCUACAAGAACGGAUCUCAGACCUUGCAAAGGACACGCAUGUUCUGUCCGGAAAGGCAAUCUGUGUCUACACAAAGGACUUCCUGGACGCUGACGAUGUACUGCGAGUACUCCAUGAGCUUGAGACCAUGGGUCUCAUCAACGUCGGCAGGACCAUUUACUACAAACCAGACGCCUACACUUAUCUGGAUCUCAGACGCGAGACGGCUGCAGAAUAUGGACUCCAAGCCAGUCUUUACAACUCACGAACUCUGUUGGCAGCUAACAAAGUGUCGAAGCCAUCCUCGUUCCCGCAGAAGAAGCAGUUGACGCUGAAGAAGUGA